AUGAAAUUUCUGAUUUUCCUACUAGUUCCGCUAAUUCUAGCCGGCCAUCCGAAGGUCAAAUUUAGAAGUUCUGAAUCUUCUUCUGAUUCUGAAUCUGAAUCUUCAGAAUCGAAUUCUGGAUCAUCGGAAUCAGAAGAAUCUCGGGAACAUCAUCAGCACCCAAAACCUCCCGCUCCCGCUCCCAAAACCCCGAGUUGCCCACCGAAUUGGAGACAAUUCCAAAGAUCAGCCGGGCUUUGGUGUAUUCAAGUCUUCUGGAGUGGUAUCAAUCGAUAUGACGCUGAAAGCCAGUGUCAGGCUCUCGGAGCAACUCUCACCGGUUUCGAUAGUCUGGAGGAGCGAGCCUAUGUUCAGAGUAGGCCUUUUUCCGCGCGAAAUUUGGAGCAUUUUGAGCCACAACACAAUUUCAGACUCGGCAAUCCCAUUCCUCCAGUCCACCGGCAUUCGGGCCGGCUCAUUUUGGAUCGGCCUGGUUCGCAGGCCUUCUUGCUACGGAUAUCUACAAUCUCUCCAAGCGGCGUGUCGCGGAAGCCAGGGUUUCAUGUGGACGGAUGGGGUCUCGACACGACAGGAUUUGAUGAAUUGGCGCGAUGGUAUGCCGGAUAAUGCGGGGUAGGCGGAAGCGGAAACCUUCCGGAAAAAAAAUUCAAAAUGUAUUUCAGCGGCAAUCAAAACUGCGUGUUUAUGCUAUGCCGAAAUGGCCCGGUUCCAAUAAACGGCGUCCGUCCGGAACGUUUCGAUGAUAUUGAGUGCGUCAAUCCGCCCAACCCGUGGAACGCGGAUUCGCAGAAGAUACGCGGAUAUGCGUGCGGAAAGUUUGCGCAGUGA
Messenger RNA from Caenorhabditis angaria, 828 nucleotides. The record is from the annotation of a GenBank genome assembly. NCBI's taxonomy places the organism in Eukaryota, Metazoa, Nematoda, Chromadorea, Rhabditida, Rhabditidae.